Malania oleifera is the source of this 971-nucleotide messenger RNA. RefSeq lists its product as uncharacterized. NCBI's taxonomy places the organism in Eukaryota, Viridiplantae, Streptophyta, Magnoliopsida, Santalales, Ximeniaceae. Gene Ontology annotation, cellular component: endoplasmic reticulum lumen. Bases 20 to 625 code for a protein of 201 amino acids. Gene Ontology annotation, molecular function: oxidoreductase activity. The record is from RefSeq and is a predicted model, not a curated record. The transcript is spliced from 4 exons.
GAUUGGCAAACGCCACGUAAUGGGCCAUGGCCAUGCUAACCUGCGCCAAGAAAUGGGCGGAGGCAAAUUCGGUUCUGUACUUCUAUUCUGCGCCGCAUCCAGAGAGAGAGAGAGAGAGAGAGAGAGAGAGAGAGGGAGAGACAGAGAGGAGAUGGGCGGGUUGAUGUGUGCUCUGCUGCUGUUUGUGGCUGUACCAUUUGGUACAAGAGGGGAGCACCUGAGUCCCAAAGAAUGUGAGAAUUUAGGGUUUACAGGUCUAGCUCUCUGCUCCGACUGCAAGACACUCGCCGAAUACGUUAAGAACGAGGAAUUGGUAUCUGACUGUUUAAAGUGUUGCACGGAGGAUUCAGAUGAUUCUAUGAGCAAGAUCACAUAUUCUGGUGCAAUAUUGGAGGUGUGCAUGAGGAAACUGGUAUUCUACCCUGAAAUUGUUGCUUUCAUUGAAGAGGAGAAAGAUAAAUUCCCCUUUGUUAAAACUCAAUAUGUUUUCAAUUCUCCACCAAAACUCAUCAUGUUGGAUGAUGAUGGUCAACACAAGGAAACCAUAAGGAUUGACAACUGGAAACGUGAACAUAUACUGCAAUUCCUGAGAGGGAAGGUUAAAUCUACUUCAUCAGAAAUCUAACGUGGGAAAUGAUCCAGUUCUCUCCUCUCCUCUCCUCUCCUCAAUUUACUGUUUCAAUUUUAGACGCGUGGGCCUCAAAUUGAAGAGCAAGGGAUGAUGAUAGUAAAGAGUAAAUACCCUACUUUGGGGUUGUCAAGAAAACUUCGUCACUUUGUUUUAAGAGGAGUUGCUCGUCCAAAUUGCUGUUUAAAUCUAGUUGCAAUGCUUUAGGCUUAAGAAUCCUUUGGGAUAUCUCACGAAGACAAUAUUGUGCCUUCAUGCCCCAAAUGUAAGAAAUGUGAUGGAUCUUUUUGCUAUUACAUUAUGAGGAAUUUAUUUCAGUCCCGACAUGAAAUUUCAUUCUUUA